AUGUUCGGCAUGAUAUUUGACCUCAUCAAUAAACAUGUCGGAUUCGCGGAUCGCUCGGAAGAAACUGGCUGGCGGCCAUCCUACCUGCGAAGACGAAUCCUGGUUCUAUUUGUGAUCGCCUUUUGCGCAAUCAUUGCCGCGCUUGAAGCAUUGUUCCAAUCUUCCGCCGCCCAUGAUGGUAUCGCUGCUUCGACUGAAAGCCGCCACUAUCUUUGGACCUAUGGACCGACCGCCAUACUCACCAUUGUCGCCACGUUCUGGUCGCGGGUCGAGUUUCAAUCAAAACAAAUUGCGCCAUGGCAGUCAAUGCUCCAAGCUCCCCAACCAGCGGACAAAAGUGUGCUUUUGGACUACAUAUCUGACAUGCAGCCCGUCGCCAUGUGGAAAUCAUUUAAGAACAAGCAAUUGGUUGUUUUUUCAGGAGUGACGUGCUCUAUGCUUGUGCAGUUGAUGAUCGUUUUCUCAACCAGUUUGUUCUCGCUGCAGGAGGUACACGUCCUUCAGAAAAAUGUGACUAUCCAACUACACGACAUGUUCACUACUCAAAACUCCACACUCGAGGCUGUCGGGUCUCAACCAUACGAUAUCAUCAACGGUAUCGUCUUCGACAAUUUAACUUAUCCCGGUGGUACAAAUGCCAAUCUGGCAUUUCAAGAGUUCUCUGCCCCAAACGUCUCUUCCAGUGCCAUUGUCACUGCCCCUAUAGAUGGGCUGAAGGCCGACCUGAGCUGCGAAUAUGCUACUGUCGAUACCAAAGCCUUAUACUACAAAGAAUGGUUGAAGACUAAUGGAAGUCAAGUCGAACUGGUUACAGAUUUCCAGAUAGUCACUCCAUCGUGCAACAUUUCCAACUACGACCAGCUUGGGCUAGGUGCGGAGGAGUAUACGCAAAUAGCGCACUUCGAAUGGGCACAAUGUGGAAGCACUAAUACGUCUGACGACAUCCGCAUUUUGGUGUUAUUCAUCGAAGUUGGCGACACGAACACCACUCGUACAAAAGCCUCAGCCUAUCGCGGCCCUGCUAAAUAUGAAACGGUACAGUUGAACCUAGAACGGCACAAGAUCAUGAUUUGCAAGCCGACACUUCUCCACGUCAAACUGCAAGCCCAGCGAAACGCAACUGAUUUUUCAUCUGAUAUUCGCCUUCAAACGCUCGCGAGUGAGGAGACUACUCUCCCUGGCCUGACCGCAGGAGAUAUUGCUGAGUUUAUCAAGGCCAACUCUAGUGAUACCACAGGCUUCAGAGGCAUUGAAAGAUUUAAUCCGUUCCCAGCCGAUGCGCACGUUGAUGAACCUCUGAGACUUGGAUUGCUUCUCGCAGAAGAAGAAGCCACUCUUGAAAACCUCUGGCGGGAAGAUGUGCUUCGAGAUUCAGCUUCCGCGUACUACCGUGCAAUGACUGCCCAGCUUAUGCAUAUGGGUCUUGUUAAAGAACAUGAAUCAAAGACAGUCGGUUCCGCACUCGUAAAUGAGAAUCGAGUGGUGAUGAUGCAACUGCCACUCCGGGGUAUCGAGGCAUGCCUGGCAGUAGUAAUACUGCUGUCAACCUUGAUGAUUCUUUUUGCGGCUCGCCAGACAGUAGCCACCUGGAACCCAGCUAAUAUCUCCGCGAUCGCAGCCGUGACAGCAAACAGUGUGGAUUUUCGACAUUCCCUUCGUGGGCUCGGGGCAGUGUCCGACGACGUACUCCGGGGCCACCUUGUGGGACAACACUAUUAUUCGAAGUCUACGUCGAACGGCACAUCAAUCGGGGUCACAGAACAUGUGCACAAUGAACCUAAAUUGGAUCAAAAUCUCGAUUCGAAGUACCACACCUGGAGGCCAUUCCCUAGUAUUUUGUGCCGAAUUGCCAUCUUAUUCCUAGUUGCAUCGGCAAUCGCAAUAUUGGAAAUCUUGUUACAUCUUUCAGAGGUCAACAAGGGCUUGGGAACUAUCGGAUUGAAUGAUGAAUAUAUGCAUUAUGUGUGGACCAUCAUUCCCGCCGCAAUAAUGACCGGAUUUAGUCUUGCAUUUGGCAGCAUAGACUUCAACACCAGAUGUCUUGCCCCCUACUCGCAUCUCAAGCGACCAACCGGUGCUUUGUUCUCGCAGUCCAUGAAUGUGAGCUUCUUGGACGCCCUUGGAUUCACCAAUGGGUUUCGGGCCUUUCGCUCCAUGCAUCUUGCUAUCCUAACGACGACACUCUCUACCGGGGCAGCAUUUUUCAUAACCAUUGUGGUCAGCGGUCUUUACUCGGUGAUUGAAGUCCCUUCUCAUGCGCAGGCCAAUUUCACGCGCGUGGGUGGUUUCCCUGACCCCAGAACCAUUGCCGGCGUCCAGUUAAAUUUGGAUGAGGCGAGUGAGGUUGCGGGCAUCAUCACUGCGGAAUAUAUUCUCCAAUAUAAUUUUAGCUAUCCUCGCUGGACCUACGAGGAUCUUGCGUUUGCAGAGAUAUCAAUGGACGAUCCAUCGAAUCAGACCAUUGGAAAUGGCUCUUUUGUGGAUAUCCGAGUUCCGGCCCUGAGGUCUGCGCCUGUCUGCAAAUUGUAUACUGCUGUCGACCUGAAGCCGACAAUCAGUCAAUAUUUUGAUGGAAUCACGGAGAUUUACCAGCUCACAAGUGAACUGACGACAUUGGCUUGCCCGGGAAAUAAUACCGACUAUCACUGGAAUGCCACUGUGUUCUCGGUGGAAAACCUUCAGGAUGGGCCGUUUGGAUACUCAAUUGAAUCCUAUUGUCAUGCCGACAACAGCCUUUCUUCACACUACAUUGAAACCUAUGUAUGGGGGCAUGUGAAUCGCACAUCUGUCGGGUACAUCAUGGCGAUGACGUGCAUGCAAUACGCUGAGACCAUCGAUGUUGAGACACGAUUGAAGUUACCGGAACUGGAAAUCGACGAAGAGCAUCCCCCGGUGCCUGAUGAAUCUUCAGCCAUAAUGAGACCAAAUCUCUACACCCCAAUUCCAGAAUGGUGGACUUUGAACACAGACGGUCAAUACCCAACGCUUGAUGGCUUUUUCUAUCUCCUCGUCACCGGGAAAUACGCAAUUGCCUCCGAGAACCUGGAAACGCCAGACCAGAACCAAACGGUUAUUGAUGCAAUCAAGCGCCAACACAAAAUCAUCAACGCGCAACAACUCAGCAACUACACCCGGGGAACUGCAAAUGACAGCAUUCCUCAUGCACUGCUUCUUGGAAACGUCACGAACUCUAGUCGUCUGAGGUUGAUUCAAGAUCCUACUUCAACACGAAUACUGGAAGCACUGCUAGGCGCAAUGCUCAUUUUGGGAAUUAUCAGCUCCGUGCUUUUGGAUACAGAUCAUGUUUUACCGAAGAAUCCAUGCAGCAUCGCGGCAGUUGCCAGUCUCUUGGCAGAUUCAGACCUGCUGGAUCAGUUUGUGCAAGGUGCUUGGGAUCCGAAUCACAAGUCACUUGACCAGACCUUUGCGUACCGGCGUUUCUAUCUUGGUUGGUGGGAGAAUGGGCAUUCUGAUGGACCGGAGAGUGGAAAAGUAUUUACCAUCGCUCAUACGUCAGCAGAGAAGGAAGCAUGA
Molecule: messenger RNA, 3534 nt
Organism: Penicillium canariense
Lineage: Eukaryota; Fungi; Ascomycota; Eurotiomycetes; Eurotiales; Aspergillaceae
Product: DUF3433 domain-containing protein
Exons: 1
Coding region: 1-3534 (1177 amino acids)
Source: RefSeq, a predicted model, not a curated record